Messenger RNA from Trifolium pratense (red clover), 1197 nucleotides. Its product is annotated as G-type lectin S-receptor-like serine/threonine-protein kinase At1g11300. Lineage: Eukaryota; Viridiplantae; Streptophyta; Magnoliopsida; Fabales; Fabaceae. Gene Ontology annotation, biological process: recognition of pollen. The transcript has a single exon. Bases 245 to 1114 code for a protein of 289 amino acids. The record is from RefSeq and is a predicted model, not a curated record.
AGUUGACUUCAUAGUUCUUUGGUUUUUAUUUUGUGGAAAAAUAGCCACCCACAAGCAUCCAUAAUUGGCUUCAUAAUAAAGAAUCUCAAUGACUCCAUAAUUCCACAAUAACAACUACAAAAACAUCUUCUUUCACAUGACUAUGAUUAGGAAAAAGUUACAAAUUACAAACCUCAUCAAACCAAACUAAUAUUAUAGUAUUCCUCGAAAAACAUAAUCAUCUAAACAAUUUUGUUACACAUUUAUGGCUUUCUUUAGUCAUAACAUAAAUCACUUGUUCAUCACUUUCCUCAUAUUUUGCACCUUUUGUUCAUGUUAUAGUUCCAUCAAUGACACCAUUACUUUAUCCAAAUCACUCAAAGACCAAGAGACAAUAACCUCAAACAGCACAAACUUCAAGCUGGGAUUUUUCAGCCCAUUAAACUCAACAAACCGUUACCUAGGAAUUUGGUACAUCAAUGAAACAAACAACAUAUGGAUUGCAAACAGAGACCAACCCAUCAAAGAUUCAAAUGGAAUUGUCUCAAUUCACAAAGAUGGUAAUCUUGUUAUCUUAAACAAACAAAAGGGUGACAUCAUUUGGUCAACAAAAAUUUCAACUUCAACAAAUUCAACAGCUCAACUUGAAGAUACUGGAAACUUGGUCCUAAGAGACAUCAAUUCAGGAGAAACAAUUUGGGAUAGUUUCUCACAUCCUGCAGAUGCAGCUGUUCCAACUAUGAGAAUUGGUGCUAACAAAAUAACAGGUAAGAAAAUAACUUUUGUAUCAAGAAAGAGUGAAAAUGAUCUUUCUUCAGGAGAUUAUUCAGCUAGUCUUGAAAGAUUGGAUGCACCAGAAGUUUUUAUUUGGCAUGAUAAAAAUAUUCAUUGGAGAACUGGUCCAUGGAAUGGAAGAGUUUUUCUUGGAUCGCCGAGAAUGUUAACCGAGUAUUUAUUCGGUUGGCGUUUAGAUCAUGACGGUGAUGGAACUGAUUAUAUAACUUACAAUUUUGCUGACAAAAGUAAGUUCGGAAUUCUCUCAUUGACACCACAUGGAACACUUAAGUUGGUUGAGUAUAUUGAUAAAAAGGAAAUUUUGAGGCUUGAGGUUGAUCAAAAUGAGUGUGAUUUUUAGGGUUGAUCAAUGCUUUAUGCGUCUGAAAAUGAUAAUUUAAUUUCUAAGCCAAACAAUAUUUUUGAAAAUAUUGAUAUUUUUGG